GGAGGACAGUCAGACACAGAGGAGCAGGCUGUCAAUGGGGAGGAUAAACUUCACCUUUUAACCUGUUUUUAUAAGCCAAGAGAUGGACAGCACGGUGACAGACAGGAGGGACGAGCCGCACACAGACUUCAUUUACUGCUGUGGAGCCGCCACAGAGGUCCUUAAAUUUGGCUCCUGUCACUUACAGUCAGGACACAAGGUGCUCUUUCUCAUCAUUCCAGGUAACCCAGGUGUCGUCGGUUUUUACAGAACCUUCAUGCAGACGAUUCACAGCAUGUUUGGAUACAGUCACCCAGUGUGGGCUGUAAGCCACGCUGGCCACUGUGUGCCCCCAGUCUCCAUGGACAUGGUCGAAGACGCCUCCUCAGCAGCUGAGAACGACGUGUUUGGUCUGAACGGGCAGAUCGAGCACAAGCUGGCAUUCAUCAGGAAACACGUGCCCAUAGAAACCAGCCUGGUUUUGGUGGGACACUCCAUCGGUUGUUACAUUAUUCUGGAGAUAAUGAAGAGAAACCCUGAACUCAAGGUCCUGAAGGCUGUCAUGCUGUUUCCUACAAUCGAGCGCAUGGCUCAGACGCCUCAGGGGAAGGUGAUGACCCCCGUGUUGUGUCGCAUGCGCUACGUGGCCUACCUGCCCCUGUUCCUGCUCUCGCUGCUGCCCGAGAGCCUCAAGACCAGUUUGAUCAAACUGGUGUUUGGCGGCAUUCGCUCCCUGGACCAUUUUGUCCUCCAGCCCACUGUGGGGCUGCUCAGUGGAGACAGCGCAGCCAAUGCCAUGUAUAUGGGCGCUCAGGAAAUGAGGGAAGUUCUGGAACGGGAUAACACCACCAUCAAGAACAAUCUGAACAAGCUCAUAUUUUACUAUGGAGCCCCGGAUCACUGGUGCCCUGUGCAGUUUUUCCAUGACAUCAAGCGAGACUUCCCUCACGGAGACUUCAGACUGUGUGAGAACGGAUUCCGGCACGCCUUUGUUCUGGACGCAGGGCGGGAAGUCGCCCGAAUGGUGGUGGAGUGGAUCCGAGGAGACCUGAGGACAUGAGCUUGUUCUUGACUUCCUGCGUCUGUCGCAGCAGACACACGACGGCCAAACUCACAGGGACCACCGAGUGUGUUCAGAACAAAUGGUUUAGCUUCAGAGAAACACAAAGACUAAUUUAUAUACCUCAUUUGUAUCAAUGACAUGCAUUAGAUUUUAGAGUCAGCUCAAAUCUAAAUGCAGUUGCCCUUGUUACCGGGGACUGUUGAGCUAAACUUUUGAUUACAGAGGAAAUAAAAAAAACUCAGCAGAAGCUUUUUUUAGGCAGCAUCAGCCUCCAAACUGAGGAGGGUAACUGGAAAGCACUUUGCUUAUGUUUGUAUGAAACAUAUAAAACUCUUUCUCUCACACAAUGAGAUAAGAAUCAGAAUCACUGGACCUGAUGGCAGAGGCUCCCAAAGCUGAACAAACUGGAGGGGCUCAUUGCUUUGCCUGAUCAGAGGUUGUCAAAAAAUGAUUUGCAUGUCAAAGAAAAAUAUUUUAAGACACUCUAGAAUCUCAAAUCAACCAGUCUUCCUUUUUUGACUGCCCCUGUUUAGAGAUAAUUGUUCUAAGACCAAAAUACUAGCCAACGUUUUGUUACCAAUAACACUUUCUGGUAGUGGAUCAUCAGAAUAAAUCAAUGAAAAUCCACAUUUCAAGCAAUCAGUAUUAUACUUCCUGUAUUGAGAUAUUUUAGUGAUUUUUUUUCUCUAUAGAUACUAAAAAUUGAUGCAUUGUUCUUUAACAUAACUGAAGGAUAUGUUAGCCAAGCAGAUAACUCUUUUUUUUUUCUGUGGCCACUUCAGGAAGCGCACCACACAACUCAUAAACCAUUUAUUCCUGUGUUCUUGGGUAACAUCUUUAUCAGUCAUGUCUUCGCCGGUGGAUUAUUGUGCCACUAAAAAACCAGAGCUGCCUCUUGUUGAAUACAGUGA
This is a messenger RNA of Salarias fasciatus (jewelled blenny), 1953 nucleotides long. RefSeq names its product lipid droplet associated hydrolase (gene ldah). The record is from RefSeq and is a predicted model, not a curated record. Gene Ontology annotation, biological process: lipid storage. Gene Ontology annotation, cellular component: lipid droplet. The coding region runs from base 83 to 1039 and encodes 318 amino acids. NCBI's taxonomy places the organism in Eukaryota, Metazoa, Chordata, Actinopteri, Blenniiformes, Blenniidae. Gene Ontology annotation, molecular function: lipase activity. The transcript has 7 exons.